UUUCUUUUCAUCACUCUUUCUUCUUCAUACCGGGCUUCACAUUCGUUAUGCUGUCCCGUAUCGCCUUACGUUCAAGGGGUGCUCUUGCACGCAUGCCCGUGCAAGCACCACGCUUGGUGUCUCUCGCUCCUACUCGCGCCGUCACUGCCAACUACACCAAGACCUUUGUUCGUCUUCAGCACACCACCAAACCUCUUGCUGCCAAGGAAACGUUCGCUCCUCUUGAUACUUUCCCUCGUCGCCACAUUGGUCCCAAGGGUGCUGAUGUUGAAGCUAUGUUGAAGGAAAUCGGUGUCAAGGAUGUCGAUGAAUUGCUCGCUCAGGCUAUUCCUUCUUCCAUCCGUUCUCCUAAGCCUUUGGCUAUCGGUGAAGGCAUCACCGAACGUGAUUUGUUGGAACGUUUGAAGGCCGUCGCCUCCAAGAACAAGGUCCUCCGUUCCUACAUUGGUACUGGUUAUACCAACACCGUUGUGCCCAAUGUCAUCUUGCGCAACGUCAUGGAGAACCCCGCUUGGUACACUCAGUAUACUCCUUACCAACCCGAAAUCUCUCAGGGUCGUCUCGAGUCCUUGUUGAACUUCCAGACCAUGGUCACUGAUCUUACCGGUAUGGAAAUUGCCAACGCUUCUUUGUUGGAUGAAGGUACCGCUGCUGCCGAAGCCAUGUUGAUGACCUGGCAAGCCGGUCGCCGCAAGAAGAACACCUUCAUCGUUGAUGUCAACUGCCAUCCCCAGACGAUCGCUUGUGUCCAGAUGCGUGCCGAAUCUUUCAACAUCAACGUCGUUGUUGCUGAUGCUUUUACCUACAAGUGGGAAGAAAACAAGAAGGAUCUUUGCGGUGUCUUGUUGCAGUAUCCCAACACCCGCGGCACCGUUCAGGACUACGAAGCUUUGACCGCCACCGUGCACAAGGCUGGUGGUCAAGUCGCCGUUGCCACUGACUUGUUGGCCCUUACCCUCUUGAAGGCCCCCGGUGAGUUUGGGGCCGAUAUUGCCUUGGGUAACAGCCAGCGUUUCGGUGUCCCAUUGGGCUUCGGUGGUCCCCACGCCGCUUUCUUCGCUUGCAAGGAAGAACACAAGCGCCGCAUGCCCGGCCGUCUCGUCGGUGUCUCCAAGGAUGCCAGUGGCAACCCUUGCUACCGUUUGGCUUUGCAGACCAGAGAACAGCACAUUCGUCGUGAGAAGGCUACCAGCAACAUCUGUACCGCUCAAGCCUUGUUGGCCAACAUGUCCGCCAUGUAUGCCGUCUACCACGGUCCUGAGGGCUUGAAAGACAUUGCUCAGCGCAUUCACAACAUGACUGCUGUCUUGGCCGAAGGUGUUCGCAAGUCGGGCUUCACCAUCGAAAACGAUGGUGCUUUCUUCGAUACUUUGUCCAUCAAGGUCGACAGCGCCUCUGCUAUCAUUCAAAAGGCUCUUGAUAAGGGUAUCAACUUGCGCAGCAUCAACGCUCACACCGUUUCUGUUCAAUUGGAUGAAACCGUUACCAAGAACGACGUCAACGACUUGCUUUCCGUCUUCCAGACCGAUGCUGCCGUGACUAUUGAUGAAGCUGCCAAGGUCAUUGCUGACGGUAUGGUUGCCUUCCCUCCUCAGUUGAAGCGUACCUCCAAGUUCUUGCAACACGAGAUCUUCAACACUCACCACUCUGAAACCGAAAUGCUCCGUUACAUCCACCACCUCCAGAGUAAGGACUUGUCUCUUGUCCACUCUAUGAUCGCUUUGGGUAGCUGUACCAUGAAGCUCAAUGCCACCUCUGAAAUGAUUCCCGUCACCUGGCCCGAAUUCGCCAACAUCCAUCCUUUCGCCCCUGUUGAUCAGACUGAAGGUUACCGUAUCAUGUUGGAAGAAUUGGAAAAGGAUUUGGAAGAAAUCACCGGUUUCGAUGCUGUGUCUUUGCAACCCAACUCCGGUGCUCAGGGUGAAUACGCUGGUCUUCGUUGCAUCCGUUCUUACCACGAAGCUCGCGGUGACUCCAAGCGUAACGUGUGCUUGAUCCCCAUCUCCGCUCACGGUACCAACCCUGCUUCGGCUGCCAUGGCCGGUAUGGAUGUCGUUAUCAUCAAGUGUGAUGACAAGGGUAACUUGGAUAUGGAUGACUUGAAGGCCAAGGCCGAGAAGUACCAGGAUCGCUUGGCCGCCAUCAUGAUUACCUACCCUUCGACCUUUGGUAUCUUUGAACGCGGUGUCGCUGAAGCCUGUGAAGUCAUUCACAAGUACGGUGGUCUCUGCUACAUGGAUGGUGCCAACUUGAAUGCUCAGAUCGGUCUUACCAAGCCCGCCGAAAUCGGUGCUGAUGUCUGCCACAUGAACUUGCACAAGACUUUCUGUAUUCCCCACGGUGGUGGUGGUCCCGGUAUGGGUCCCAUUGGUGUCCGCGACAUCUUGGCUCCUUACCUUCCUGGCCAUCCCCUCGUUGCCACUGGUGGUGAAAACGCCACUGGUCCCGUCUCUGCUGCUCCCUACGGUUCGGCUUCCAUUCUUCCCAUCUCGUGGGCUUACAUCAAGAUGAUGGGUGGUAACGGUUUGACCGAUUCCACCAAGACUGCCUUGUUGAGCGCCAACUACAUGAUGAGCCGUCUUGCUCCUCACUACGAAGUGUUGUAUACCAACGAGAACGGCAAGUGUGGUCACGAAUUCAUCGUUGAUAUCCGUCCUUUCAUUCCCCAUGGUAUUGAAGCCAUCGACGUUGCCAAGCGUCUUCAGGAUUACGGUUUCCACAGUCCUACCAUGUCUUUCCCUGUUGCCAACACUCUCAUGAUCGAACCCACCGAGUCCGAAUCCAAGGCUGAGUUGGACCGUUUCUGUGAUGCCAUGAUCCAGAUCCGUCAAGAAAUCCAGGAAGUCAUUGACAAGAAGGUGCCCAAGGACAACAACGUCCUCAGCAACUCGCCUCACUCCAUUGAAGUUUUGACCGCCAGCACCUGGAACAGACCCUACAGCCGAGAAUUGGCUGCUUUCCCCAUGGCUCACCUUCGCGAAAAGAAGUUCUGGCCCUCGGUCUCUCGUGUCGAUGAUGCCUAUGGUGAUCGUAACUUGAUUUGCACUUGCCCUUCGCCUGAGGAAUACUUGGAAGAGUAAUUUUUUUUUCGCAAGAUAUAAUCUCCUUCUUCUUCCCUUAUCAUUGUAAAUUUUAGAAUUAAACCAUUUUUUUGUUGCUUUUAUUCUUUUUUGUCUUUUUGUGAUUUUUUCAACUACCAUCUAAUACAAUUUUUUCGAAUCGAAUUUAUUUCGGGAAAAA
Messenger RNA from Radiomyces spectabilis, 3240 nucleotides. RefSeq names its product glycine dehydrogenase. Gene Ontology annotation, cellular component: mitochondrion; glycine cleavage complex. The coding region runs from base 48 to 3080 and encodes 1010 amino acids. The transcript has 4 exons. The record is from RefSeq and is a predicted model, not a curated record. Gene Ontology annotation, molecular function: glycine dehydrogenase (decarboxylating) activity; pyridoxal phosphate binding; glycine binding. Lineage: Eukaryota; Fungi; Mucoromycota; Mucoromycetes; Mucorales; Radiomycetaceae. Gene Ontology annotation, biological process: glycine decarboxylation via glycine cleavage system.